AUGGCGUCGCGCGUUAUCACGGUCGCGUCGACCCGCGCGUCCGCGCCCGCGACGACCGUCUGCCGCCGCGUCGUUCGCGGCGGCGCCGCGACGGGAGGAGGAGCGACGAAGUCCUCGGCGACGAUCCGCGGCCGUCGCUCGGUCCGCGCGGCCGCCGAGGAGCCGGGCGCCGCCGCAGCCGCCGUGCGGUACGACGACAUCAUCGCGGUCCUGCGCGAGGCACCGAUCGACGGGCUCGACGCCGCGGUGGACGCGGUCAAGCUGGAGCUCACCACCGGCUUCUACGAGCACGCGGUGCGCAGGAUCGACGCGUGCAGGUCGGCGGGUGAUGAGGCCGAAGCCGACGCGCUUGACGAGCUGUGCGGCCGCGUGAUGAUGGCGUCGGAUCGAACGUUCGGUGCCAUCUUGCCGAGUCUCGGCGACGGAUCCGGGGAGGAGAUCGACGGAGAAGCCUCGGAGGCGCUCGUGACGGCCGGCGACCUCACGCCCGCGCAGCAAGAGCAGCUGCAACGGCGGUGGGACGGCAUCGCCGCCAGGCUGGCCGCGGAGGGGGAGGCGAACGCGAUCGCACAGGUGGAGAAGAACGCGACGAGCAGGAGGGAUAGCGUGGUGGCCAUCCUGGGCCGGGUGCCCAUGGGCCCCAAGGAGCUCAGGAGCCUCAACAUGGUCACCGCCGAGCGCAGAAUCAUCGACGUGCUGCUCACGUUCCCGCGGGGGCCGGAGCGGUCGGACGCGCUCACCGACGCGCUCACGCCACCGCCGGAGACGGAGACGGAGACGGACGACGGCGAUGAGGUGAACGACGGCAGGGGGGAUAACCUGGAGCUGACGGACGACGACAUGCUCGUCGGCGACGAGGAGGAGGUGUUCACGACGCCCGCCAGGCUUCUCGCCGCGGUGGAGCUGGCCAUCAAAGAAGCCAACGCGGGGGGUGACGACGUCGCGACUGUGGAGGAGCUCCGAUCUCUUCGUGCCGAGGUGGCUCAGCGAUGCGACUUUCUCAACUGA
Molecule: messenger RNA, 1008 nt
Organism: Micromonas commoda
Lineage: Eukaryota; Viridiplantae; Chlorophyta; Mamiellophyceae; Mamiellales; Mamiellaceae
Exons: 1
Coding region: 1-1008 (335 amino acids)
Source: RefSeq, a predicted model, not a curated record